GUAGGCCCUGCCCUCAAACCCUGAUAUGAUUGGCUGGAAAUCCAGGAAUGGGCGUUAACCUCAAGGAUAUCGUGGCAAGAUGGCGUCUCUGGAUCGAGUGAAGGUUCUGGUGUUGGGAGACUCAGGUGUUGGGAAAUCGUCACUCGUCCAUCUUCUAUGUCACAGUCAAGUGCUGGGAAAUCCGUCGUGGACUGUGGGCUGCUCGGUGGAUAUCAGAGUUCAUGACUACAAAGAAGGAACCCCAGAAGAGAAGACGUACUACAUAGAAUUGUGGGAUAUUGGAGGCUCUGUGGGCAGUGCCAGCAGCGUGAAAAGUACGAGAGCAGUGUUCUACAACUCUGUAAAUGGUAUUAUUUUAGUACAUGACUUAACAAAUAAGAAGUCAUCUCAGAACUUAUAUCGCUGGUCAUUGGAAGUUCUCAAUAGAGAUUUGGUUCCAACUGGAGUCCUGGUGACAAAUGGGGAUUAUGACCGAGAACAAUUUGCGGAUAACCAAAUCCCACUGUUGGUAAUAGGGACCAAACUGGACCAGAUUCAUGAAACCAAGCGCCAUGAAGUGUUGACUAGGACUGCUUUUUUGGCUGAGGACUUCAAUGCUGAAGAGAUUAAUUUGGAUUGCACAAACCCACGGUCUUCAGCAGCAGGCUCCUCCAAUGCUGUCAAGCUCAGUAGAUUUUUUGAUAAGGUCAUAGAGAAGAGGUACUUUUUUAAAGAAGGUAAUCAGAUUCCCGGCUUUUCUGAUCGAAAGAGGUUUGGAGGAGGAGCAUUAAAGAACUUCCAUUAUGACUGAGCUGCACUCGCCCUUUGGAAGAGCGAGCGAGCCGUGGCAGUUGUCACAGCUUUCCUCUUGCUGUGUCAGGUUAUUAACUUCUCAGGCUCUGAUAAAAAACAUCUCAAAAUGCUACCUCACCCUCUCAUGGAAAAUUGAAAGAAAGCAACGAGUGGAGGAUCCUACUUGGCCCUGUUCUGUGUAGCUCACCUCCCUGUCCCUGCUGAUAUCUUAUGGAAGAGCCUCGUGAAGACACGAGACACUGCCGAGCCAGGGCGGCAAAUGGGCAGUGACACGGGCUGCACAGAAAACUGACUCGCGUGAAAUCAGAGGGCUUUGCAGGUCUGCGAUUUUCCCAUGCUCACUGCUGAAGGCUUAAUUAAGUUCUGGAGAAACCUAUCUGUUUUGUUCUUCCUUCUUGAGGGGAAAGGUCAUGUUAACCAGCCCUGAGUUAUCCACCCCAAACCAUCUCUGUCAUUUUUAAAGAAGCCAAGUGGUAUUAUUUCCUUUUCUCCAGCCUCAUUACACACAGGGAUGCCUAAGAAUAGCAACCCUGUCUCCUCCUCUCUCCCCUGGAAAAGGCUUGGUGUCUGGCGGAGACGGACUAAUAGCUGGGGUUAAAUAGAAAUACAGAUUAAUAAUACAUGGAGAAUAGACCAGAAAAGAAGGCUUCUGCGAGGCAUCGACAGCUCCUCCACACUUUAGAGUGCAGCUUUUGAAGGCCCUUUCUGCUUUCUGUUUGGAAAUCGGGUGAAAUCUGAGAGCAGCACAAGAGCAAUCACAGCGAUUUACUGCCUCUUUGGUCUUUUUUUUCUGUUUGUUGUUGUCAUGGUUUCGGGUUUGGUUUUGGUUUUUAAAGGAAAUUCAGAUCCUGAAAUACCCUUUAAUAUGAUGAACAAUAAACUAAGAAUAUUAUCCUUGA
This is a messenger RNA of Arvicola amphibius (Eurasian water vole), 1691 nucleotides long. RefSeq names its product RAB, member of RAS oncogene family like 3 (gene Rabl3). NCBI's taxonomy places the organism in Eukaryota, Metazoa, Chordata, Mammalia, Rodentia, Cricetidae. Bases 80 to 790 code for a protein of 236 amino acids. Gene Ontology annotation, biological process: intracellular protein transport. The record is from RefSeq and is a predicted model, not a curated record. The transcript has 8 exons. Gene Ontology annotation, molecular function: GTPase activity. Gene Ontology annotation, cellular component: endomembrane system.